UUAGACACAGUCUGUUUGCCUCACAGAGCUGUGAGCUUACGUUGGAAUCGGAGAUACUCUAUUUGCUCAUCAAUACAGAUGGCAAUUCUCCAAACAUUCUGAGACUCUUCUCUUGAAACACAAAAGCUUUGAGGUCAUCAAAGCAGGACCAAGUACCAAGAUGCCCCUGAGAACAUCCUUGAACAGAAAGCCCUCAUCUAGCCGCUGGUCCAGUAGGAAGCGCAAGGAUGUGUUGUCAGUCAGCAUGAUCAGCCGACCACUGGCCGAUUUUCGUCACAUUACACACAUCGGCAAUGACGCCCAUGCGGACAGCUUCGGAGACCUCUCCUUUCUAAAGAAGGGUCAUAGUCUUCUGCUGCAAAGCUCCCAGAGUGAGCAGAACAUUUUCAUGGCCUGUUCCCCACCACCAAAGCCCCCACGACUCAACCUGGACGAACCUGAAGGUUCAGAAAGCCCUGAAUGGGGGUCGCAGAAGAGAAAAAAAUGCAGCUCAAUGCCACUACUUGAUAGUGAUGAUGAAGAAACCGAAACAGAGCCAGAUAUCCAAAGAGUAAAUCAUGGUUUAAGGCAGAAUUACAGCCCUAAACAGUACACUGAGCAUUCAGACCCUGGAGAGGAUCAUUCAGACAAUAAUGCAACAACAUCAAAAGAUGAGGAUAGUGGAUUUUCCUUUAGCCUUGACCUGGGCCCAUCCAUCUUGGAGGAUGUACUACAAGUAAUGGACAAAUGUCAUAAUUAAGGACAAAUAAGGAGCAUUUCAGUAGAAUUAUCAUGGAUUAUAAUAUCCUGCAGUGAACCAGGGUUAAAAUCCAAAAAGCAACAGACUGUACUAGUUUUUUAUGGCAGCCAGCGUGAGCAACAUCAAGUUAAGGUUCACUUAGGAAUGCAUGCAGGGGACUAACAAUUGACCUCCUCCCGUGACAUUCCAUUGUUGCACAUUUUUACCUCAUAUUACUUUGUUGUAAUAACCCAAACCGCGCCAUACAGCACCAAGGAUGGCUGUUCAGACUUAAAAGUGCUUUGUGUUUAAAGAAGAAAAGCUGCGGCUACAAGCCAAGGUCCUCUAGCUGUGAUGUCUUGGCUCUUGGCGUGCUUGCCAAUCUAUUGUGUGCACAGGGCCAUUUAUACUCUGCACGCAUCCCAGAGGCCCUGCUCUUAGGUAGACCAAGGUACCCCCCAUCUCCUAUUCCCAACAAUGCAGUAAAAACAAACACUUAGCUCUGCUUUUAAUAAAAGCCAGGCUAUAGUGGCGGAUUGGGCUGCAGACAAAGCCAGGCCACAAGUCCAAGACCUCAAAAAGGAAAAAAGUCAGAGCAGGCUGUUUUCUUAGCUGCAAAUCAGAGUCCAAUGUUCUGGUGAUGGAGCACG
Molecule: messenger RNA, 1368 nt
Organism: Boleophthalmus pectinirostris (great blue-spotted mudskipper)
Lineage: Eukaryota; Metazoa; Chordata; Actinopteri; Gobiiformes; Gobiidae
Product: cdc42 effector protein 3
Exons: 2
Coding region: 161-739 (192 amino acids)
Source: RefSeq, a predicted model, not a curated record